AUGUCUAAGCAUCGAAGAACCAAAUCGAGUGGAAAUUAUUUCCAAAUUAAUCACGAGUUUUUAGUUAAAGAUGAUGAUUUCGAAUAUAAUGAAACCAAAUUGAUUAUACAGAAAAUACAAUAAAUGGCUACUUAAACCUAAUAAAUUGUAGAAAAACUUGAUGAAAACACCCAAGGAAUGUAUAACAACUUAUUCAACUUUGGUAAAUAACAAUCCAAAGAAAAAGCUGAUCUCAAUCUCAGUUAAAUUUCAGAGUGUAGUUCAACUCAUUCAGCUGAGUAUCCCAGUCUUAAAAUACGCAACUCAAGCAUUUAAUCCCCCAUUCGUAUGCAUACUUAAAAUAGUUAAAGUUUACAAUAGACUAUUUAAUACUUAGAGUAAGAAAUCGAACAAAUGAAAAUCAAACAGGACGGAAUGCAUACAGUUAAUAUGUUUUUAUUAUAAGAAACUUAAAAAAAUCGUUAAGAGUUAUUAAGAAGUUAAAAAGUAAGAUUAAAUUAUAAAUAGAAAAACGAAGAAAGAAUUAAAUAACUCAUUAAAAAGAUAGACAAAGAUUAAUCGAAUGCAAAUGGUACUUCAGAUGGUCUAGAUUGA
Molecule: messenger RNA, 594 nt
Organism: Paramecium tetraurelia
Lineage: Eukaryota; Ciliophora; Oligohymenophorea; Peniculida; Parameciidae
Exons: 3
Source: RefSeq, a predicted model, not a curated record